AAUGCUUUUCAGCAAGGCUGCGGCGUUUCCAUAACUUUGAAUCGUGUUCGCAAUAUUCACCGUCCUGCGGCUUUCAAGCAGUGGGUUGAACAAACGGCGUUAAGGCUGGAGCAACGCGGCUAGCAGCGGGGAAUCCCGUUAAACCAUCCCAAAUAUUUAUCGUCCAGACGUCGCUGGGAAGAUUUCUGCUGUCCCUCUGAAAUCCGUUUUCGGAGCAAGUGCAGGUUUUGUCACCCACACCGCCGCUACAAAGAGACCCUAAUACCAAUAGACAAAAUGGUUCAGAAUAGAAUUACCGAAAUCACUGGAUUUCACCGUUCCUUCAAGGGUCAAAACCCUUUUGAGUCUGAAUUCUCCAAAACCGGCUCCCAUCUCCUUGAAUCAGCCUUCAGAUUUGACUGCCCCAUGAGACCUGACAUGCCAUCCAGCCAGCCUAUUGACAUCCCAGACGCCAAGAAGCGAAACAAGAAGAAGAAGCGGUGCAGGGCCACCGACAGCUUCUCUGGACGAUUCGAAGAUGUGUACAGGUUACACGAGGAAGUUCUGGGAGAAGGGGCCUAUGCCAGGGUCCAGACCUGCAUUAACCUCAUCACCAACAAAGAAUAUGCUGUUAAGAUCAUCGAGAAGAGGCCGGGGCACAGCCGAAGCCGCGUCUUCAGGGAGGUGGAGAUGCUUUACCAGUGCCAGGGUCACAGAAAUAUUCUGGAACUCGUAGAGUUUUUUGAGGAGGAGGAGAAGUUUUACCUGGUGUUUGAGAAACUCAGGGGAGGUUCUGUCCUGACGCACAUCCAUAAGAGGCGGCAUUUCAGCGAGCAGGAGGCCAGCGUGGUGGUGCAGGAAAUCGCCAGCGCUCUCGACUUCCUGCACAACAAAGGUCAGCAGCUUUCCCUUAGAGCCGCGCUUGAGCCACUCCCUCUCCGAAGGCAUCGGUUUCCCCUUACCGUUUGCUCUUUUUUGGCAGGUAUGGCGCACAGAGACCUCAAGCCCGAGAACAUCUUGUGUGAGCACGGCGACAGGAUCUCGCCUGUGAAGAUCUGUGAUUUUGACCUGGGGAGUGGCAUUAAACUGAACAGCGAUAGCUCGCCCAUCUCCACCCCAGAGCUCCUCACCCCGUGUGGCUCGGCCGAGUACAUGGCCCCAGAGGUGGUGGAGGCGUUCAGCGAGGAGGCCAGCAUGUACGAUAAGCGCUGUGACCUGUGGAGCCUGGGCGUCAUCCUCUACAUCAUGCUGAGCGGGUACCCGCCCUUCGUGGGCCGCUGCGGCAGCAACUGCGGCUGGGAGUGGGGCGAGCCCUGCACCGCCUGCCAGAACAUGCUGUUCGAGAGCAUUCAGGAAGGGAAGUACGAGUUCCCAGAGAAGGACUGGGCCCACAUCUCAUCUGGUGCCAAAGACCUCAUCUCCAAACUGCUAGUGCGGGAUGCCAAAAACCGCCUCAGCGCCUCUCAGGUUCUGGAGCACCCGUGGGUGAAGGGGUGUGCUCCCAACACCCUCUCCACAUCCAACUUACUUCAGAGGAACAGCAGUGCCAAGGACCUGACGUUCUUCGCGGGGCAGGCGGUGGCCAUGAACCGGCAGCUGGCCGAGCGAGAGGUGGAGACGGAGGAGGAGGAGCAGCAGCAGCACCGCCCCCUGGUGGUGACAGCCAGCUCCUGCACCAUGCGCCUCUCCCCGCCUUCCAACUCCAAGCUGGCCAAGCGGAGGCAGAGGAGCAGCCUCCUGAAAGGAGCCCCGGUCUCCGCCUCCGAGCUCCAUCAGCUCCUGGCUCCACUGGUCGUCGUCGGGGACUGUUCAUGAGAGGCCAGCUCCACCUCUCCCCCCCCACCAACCUACAUAGUCUCUCUUACCCCCUCCUUUUUCCAGACUAGAGCUCAGUCUGGCCCCUCUAACCCCCUCCACCAGCCACCAGCAGUCUGCUGUCUUCACGGUUCUUAACCAGCACAUCAGCCUGCACUGAGAAACACUGAAGGGAGGGGCGGGUUAUUUAAUUCUCUUUUCUGCGCUAUUGAAGGCCGGGGGGGGGAAAUGAAUGCGAGCUCAUACACCAAAGGACUACCUGUCGCGCUGCUUCCACGUGUUCUAACUGGAUCCACUGUGAAUUUUAUUUUUAAGGGAGAGGGAGAAAUUGAAUCUCGCAAAACCUUCAGGAACGCUCUCACUUGUACGUACGUGCAUGGACUCCCAUACAGUCACAUACACUCUUAUGCAAUCACUAGGAUGAAGGAGUACCUUUUUGGCCUUGAUUCAGCAGGGAAUUUUGGGUGGCUGGCUGGCCGGCAAUGUCACCUACCCGUGCCAUUGUGUUGCUGGGAUCUUCUGAGUGCGCAGAUUCCUACGGCUAAAUUCCUUACCCAGAAUUGGCAGUUGACUUUCUGGGGUUUUAUUUAUAUUAUUGAAAUUUUAGUCUGUGUUUUUGAACGGCCCAGGCUGUUUUUAUGUGCAACGAAAGUCAUAUUGAAUGUUUCCAGAAGUUUCUGACCAAAUUGGCUGCUGGUGUAAAGCUGGUAUCGGGCCAUUCUGGUCUAAAGCGGGGAAAAAAACAGUUUGUGCAGCAUUUUCCCAGAAGUGAACAUAUUCAUUUUGUUAGCUUUUAUUCAAAUAUGAAUGUAAAUUAUGAAUUUUUUAAUCAUGGCAGUUGCAUGUUGCAUGCCCCCAGGGAAAAUUUCUUAAGAAGUAAGAUCAUUUCUGAAGAAUAAUUGAAUAAUAUCAUCUUUAUAUAUUACCCGAUUAUUUCUUAGUUCUUCAGAAUUCCCCCAAAAGCUUUUGCAAUUUCACUAGGUCAGAAACCUCUUUAAAUAUCUGAUAUCCUGUAUGGACACAAGGAACUGCCUGCACCUAUCAAAACCAAACACUAAAACAACAACAAUAAUAAUAAUAAAAUAAUAAUAAUAAUAAUAAUAAUAAUAAUAAUGGAACAUCCCAUAGUAAACUAUCCAAAGAGUGAAAUAACGUUAUGCUUUUCUUCCAACGGAGAAAGGCCGCAACAGAAAAUGGGACAUGAAGUGAAUUAAAGCAUUAACUCGAGCCUGCUUUCCCGAGUCUUCAUAGGCUAUUGACAGCCCUGGCCGUCUGUUUACAGAAGACUCGAUGCGCAAGCUCGACGCCUAGGAAGCCAUUGCGCUGACCCCAGCGCUCCCCCUCAGAACACCCCAGCAGCGGUCAAGCCUCGACACAAGCACAUUUUCACACAAACUGCAUUUUUUCCGCUCUCGAAAACUUGAGCGAAUUCUCGGCGCACCGGGUAUACGGCUCCCAGGAAAAGAGUGUUGGAACCGGCGAGUCUUUCCUGUGAUAGAACUCAUCGUUCGUUUCGUUUUGCCGCGGACGCUUCUGCAGGCAAUGUAAGACCUGCGAGCCAUUUGAACACAUCCUAGGGUAUUGAGUCGAAAGACGAUGUGUUGUGUCUCCCCCCCCCCCCCCCCCCAUAUAGCUGGAAAUGAGACGGGGAAAAAAAGGCAAUCGCAAACUAUUUAUUUAAAGCUACUGUAUUGCCGAUGCAGUCCAUGACUUUGGGAUGGUUUAUCCGUCAUGGCAGUGCUUGUCGAUAGCGCACAAAGAAAGGCCAGCAUAUUCUGCUGAAUGUCUGAAAUUUGUCUUAAGUGUUCAUGAGCCCCAGAUGUAAAAUUCAGCCGGGAGACGGGGGGCUCUUGUUUUAAUUUACAUCUUUCUGCAGCUUGUAAGCAGUGCACUGAACAGUGUUAUGGAAAAGAAAGCUCUGAUCGGACAAUUGAAUUGUCCUAUCAGAGCUCUUGUUUCUUAGGAAGAGCACAUUAUUCUUAAGUGAGGGGGUGUUUCACAGGCCCCGUUUGCCUGUUAUCCAGGACCAAAUUGCAUUUGGACCAAGUCGUGGGCCAAGAAUUGUUUUUAGUUUUAGAUCGGGGCUGAUUUCAGUGAAAUAACCCCCUGAGCGCCCCCCCCCCCCAAACGUACGCACAGCUCUAUAGCGAAGUCUAAAAAGGGUCUGAUUGGUCGAAUUUUGGAGAAUUCCUGCAUUAAGGAAACUAAAUUCUCAGACCGAAAAAUAACUAGGGUAUUGGCAGCAAGAGAAAAAUGUAUAGAAAUUGCAUUCCAGGAAAGACUCCAAGGAAGAUAAUUGGAUGACUACAAAAGCUUUUUCUUUUGUUUGUAAGAGAAAUGUUUACCUUUAUAUUGUCUGUGGUUAACUCCAAGUCGAAUUCAAACUGUGCCACACUGCUGGGUUUUUUUUUUUUUUUUUUUGGUUGUUUAUUAAGCUUUUUAUUUUUUACUUUUAUUCUGAAGCCAAUGCUAUUGUGUAAUUGUUCGGGUGGAAGACCGGAUGUUAUUUUCCUUUUUUUUUUUUUAAAGUUGUUGGUUUUAAAUGGUUCAUGUUGUUGAACUGCAUUAUGGGGCUGUGAAGCAUUGCUUAGUUUGUGAGACAGGCAGAGAAAGAAAUUUAAACUUUAUAUAUAAAAACGCCCAAAAAAAAAAUCUACAAAAAAAAACGUUAACGCUAAAAUCUCAAAGGCAAAUCGUUGGUUUUACUAUGAUUUUAAGUGGAAGAAUGUGGGCAGUUAUCUUUGGACAACAGUUUUCUUGUUUCAAUGCGACACCACAGAGCAUUCAAGUUAGUCAUAUUUGGGAUCAUAUUUUUGGUCAUCAUGAAAUCCUUUGUGGUUGUGGCUCAAGUGUCUUUCGGGCUCACUGAGGAGUUAAAAUAUUUUCCCAAGCACACUAUUCUGACUAGCGGUGGCAUCACCGGUGUUUAGGGGUGGAGCAUGAAAUGAAGAUGCUGCCCUUUCUUGUGUUGAAAAGGAGCGGUAGGAUGCCAAUUGCUUACUUUUUUUGCAACCUUUAUACAGGUGCAUCUUUGAGUUGUUUAUGUCUUAUAGUAAGACUUUUCUGAAGUACAUAUGCGCACGCGUUUCCUCGUUUUCCGGAAACUACCUUGUAAGCGAACUAAAAUCCAGGCGGCCCCAAAAUCAGACGGAAAAAAAGCACAAGCUGGGUUAUUUGGUCUUUGGUUGUUUUUAGUUAAAAAUGAUUAUUUUUGUAGUCACAAAUUUAAUAUUAACACCCCCAGUCACUUACAAGGGAGUACUUUGGUGUUUAUUUUAUGAUAAACUAUAGAGGCUCCCCCUGCUGUACUUUAAUUUAUUUUGGUCCAAAUCAUUUGCUGAAGCAGGGAUAUAACUGGUGAGGAAGGCUGUAUUAAUAGGUGACGGACUAUAUUGUAUUUCCUUAUAUGUAGCUGGGCUCAGUUAAAGCGAAUGAUUUAGCAGAAUGUAAAAUGCAGGGGAAUUUAUAAGUGUGGCAGCCCUUUUGCAGGGCAGGGUUUUAGUUGGUCACCCCAAAUAAAGAACUGUGCCCCUCUCACCUUGUGCAGAUCAGCUGGGAUUUCAACUGAAAUAUUUCAUAGCUUUUCAAACCUUUCUAUAACUAUGAUCAAAUCUGGACAGAGAAUGUUUUUUUUGUUUUUUUUCUUUUAAUGUGAUGCCUGUCUGUAUUUCCCUAUUGUCUGAGGCUUGCCCUUCUUCAGAUGUGAAAUGCCCCCCUUUUGUGUCUAGCUCUGUUGCUAUAUCCCCACUACCUCUACACCCCCAAUUUCCAACGGCAUCCAUUAUGCAGAAAUUGGUGAAGGAAAUGUAACUUAUAAUGCCUAACUCACAGCGAUUCAACAAGCACUUUACUGUACCGCGUGACUGACGGCAGGUCACUCCAAGCUAAAUUUCUUAAGACCGCUGUUGCCAGAAUUUUGUAUUGUAUUUUUCUGAGACUUUAAAUAAAAAAGGCUUUGAACCACCA
This is a messenger RNA of Conger conger (European conger), 5760 nucleotides long. RefSeq names its product MAP kinase-interacting serine/threonine-protein kinase 2-like. Gene Ontology annotation, biological process: protein autophosphorylation; peptidyl-serine phosphorylation; intracellular signal transduction. Gene Ontology annotation, cellular component: cytoplasm; nucleus. Lineage: Eukaryota; Metazoa; Chordata; Actinopteri; Anguilliformes; Congridae. Gene Ontology annotation, molecular function: calmodulin binding; calcium/calmodulin-dependent protein kinase activity; ATP binding. Bases 277 to 1794 code for a protein of 505 amino acids. The record is from RefSeq and is a predicted model, not a curated record. The transcript is spliced from 13 exons.